Messenger RNA from Gadus morhua (Atlantic cod), 2637 nucleotides. Its product is annotated as NLR family CARD domain-containing protein 3-like. The record is from RefSeq and is a predicted model, not a curated record. Gene Ontology annotation, molecular function: protein binding. The transcript is spliced from 7 exons. NCBI's taxonomy places the organism in Eukaryota, Metazoa, Chordata, Actinopteri, Gadiformes, Gadidae. The annotation marks the transcript as partial.
AUGAACCAGGAGGAACUGGCCGACAAACUGUUGAGCGGAUCUGAUGCUGUCGAUUGUCAACAUAAAAUCAAAUCUCAUUUGAAGAAGAAGUUCAGGUGUGUGUUUGAGGGAAUUGCUAAAGCAGGACAGCGAACAUAUCUGAACGACUUCUACACAGAGAUCUUCAUCACAGAGAGAGGCAGUGGAGAGGUCAACAAGGAACAUGAGGUCAGAUUGAUUGAAACAGCUUCCAGGAAACCAGCCAAGGAAGAAACACCAAUCAGAUGUGAAGACAUCUUUAAACCCUUACCUGGACACAAUCAACCAAUAAGAACAAUGAUGACAACUGGAGUGGCCGGCAUUGGUAAAACCGUCUUAACACACAAGUUCACUCUGGACUGGGCUGAAGGCAAAACCAACCAGGACAUACACUUCACAUUUCUCCUCACUUUCAGAGAGCUGAAUUUACUGAAAGGGAAAGAGUUUAGCUUGGUGGAACUUCUUCAUCACCUCUUUAUAGACACCAAAGAAGCAGGAAUCUGCAGAUUCGACCAGUUCCAAGUUGUCUUCAUCUUGGAUGGUCUGGAUGAGUGUCGACUUCCUCUGGACUUCCAGAGAAACCCGAUCUGGACUGAUGUCACAAAGUCCACCUCGGUGGACGUGCUGCUGACCAACCUUAUCAGGGGCAACCUGCUUCCUUCUGCUCGCAUUUGGAUAACCACACGCCCUGCGGCAGCCAAUCAGAUCCCUGCUGAGUGUGUUGACAUGGGGACAGAGGUGAGGGGGUUCACCGACCAACAGAAGGAGGAGUACUUCAGGAAGAGAUUCAGAGAGGAGACGCUGGCCAGCACAAUUAUCUCCCACGUCAAGAAAUCACGAAGCCUCCACAUCAUGUGUCACAUCCCAGUCUUCUGUUGGAUCACUGCUUCAGUUCUGGAGGACAUCUUCAAGAAAUCCCAGAUCGAAGAGAUGCCCAAGACCGUGACUCAGAUGUACAGCCACUUCCUGAGGGUUCAGUCCAUACAGGGGGACAGGAAAUACCAUGGGAGGGCUGAAACAGAUCCAGACUGGAGUUCAGAGAGCAGGGCGAUCAUUGUUUCUCUUGGAAAACUUGCUUUUAACCAGCUGGAGAGUGGCAACCUGAUCUUCUACGAGUCAGACCUGGCAGAGUGUGACAUCGAUAUCAGAGCAGCCUCUGUGUACUCAGGAGUGUUCACUCAGAUCUUUAAAGAGGAGUGUGGGCUGUACCAGGACAAGGUGUUCUGCUUUGUCCAUCUGAGCAUCCAGGAGUUUCUGGGGGCCCUUUAUGUCUUUCAGUCCUUCAUCGAUACUGGUGUCAAUCUGCUCUCAGAAGAACCACCAACCUCCAGGAAAGAUAAACUCCUCCUCUACCAGAGUGCUGUGGACAAGGCUUUACAGAGUGAGAACGGACACCUGGACUUGUUCCUCCGCUUCCUCCUGGGCCUCUCUCUGGAGACCAAUCAGAUUGUCCUACGGGGUCUGCUGCGACUGAAAGGAAGUAGGCCACAGACCAAUAAGGGAACAGUGUUUUACAUCAAGGAGAAGAUAAAGGGAGAUCUAUCUCCAGAGAGAAGCAUCAAUCUGUUCCACUGUCUGAAUGAGCUGAACGACUGUUCUCUAGUGAAGGAUAUCCAACAGUAUCUGACAUCAGGAAGUCUCUCCGGAGAAUCUCUCUCUCCUGCUCAGUGGUCAGCUCUGGUCUUCAUCCUACUGACAUCAGAAGAGGAGCUGGACGUGUUUGACCUGAAGGAAUACUCUGCUUCAGAAGAGGGUCUUCUGAGGCUGCUGCCAGUGGUCAAAGCCUCCAAAACAUCUAUGCUGAAUGCCUGCAAUCUGUCAGAGAGAUGCUGUGAAGCUCUGGCCUCAGUUCUCAGCUCCAACUCCUGUGGUCUGAGAGAGCUGGACCUGAGUACCAAUGAUCUGCAGGAUUCAGGAGUGAAGCUGCUCUCUGCUGGACUGGGGAGUCCACACUGUACACUGGAAACUCUCAGGCUGAAUCGCUGCCAUCUGUCAGAGAGAUGCUGUGAAGCUCUGGCCUCAGUUCUCAGCUCCAACUCCUCUAGUCUGAGAGAGCUGGACCUGAGUACCAAUGAUCUGCAGGAUUCAGGAGUGAAGCUGCUCUCUGCUGGACUGGGGAGUCCCCACUGUACACUGGAAACUCUCAGUCUGCUCACACUGGACCCCAACACGGCCCACAGACGACUCUCUCUGUCUGAGGACAACAGGAAGGUGACGUGGGUUGAAGAGGACCAGUCGUAUCCGGAUCACCCAGACAGAUUUGACUGCUGGGACCAGGUGUUGGGUAGAGAGGCUCUGACUGGCCGCUGUUACUGGGAGGUAGAGAGGGAAGGACGGGUUGAGAUAGGAGUGACAUACAGAGGAAUCACAAGGAGAGGAGGGGGUGAUGACAGCUGGCUUGGACUGAACAACAAGUCCUGGAGUCUUUAUUGUUCUGAUGGUGGUUACUCUGCCCGGUACAACGGUACAGAGACAGACCUCCCUCUCCCCCCCGCUGGCUCCACCAGAGUAGGAGUGUAUCUGGACCGGCCUGCUGGCUCUCUGUCCUUCUACAGAGUGUCCCCAGGUGGAGGAGGGUCCUCAGACACACUGACACACCUCCACACCUUCUGGUCCUCC